Messenger RNA from Diceros bicornis minor, 1021 nucleotides. RefSeq names its product oligodendrocyte transcription factor 3 (gene OLIG3). Gene Ontology annotation, molecular function: protein dimerization activity. Lineage: Eukaryota; Metazoa; Chordata; Mammalia; Perissodactyla; Rhinocerotidae. The coding region runs from base 163 to 981 and encodes 272 amino acids. The transcript has a single exon. The record is from RefSeq and is a predicted model, not a curated record.
CGGGGAGGGAGCCAGGCGGGGAGAGGCGGCGCCCCAGCUUUUCUUCUCACGUCUGCCGCGGAGAAGUGGGUUGCCCGGCUGUGCAGAUUGUUUUCAUUCAAGAUUUUCUUUCAUUUCCCGCCUAAAGCCUCCCCACGGUAGGGCCGCAUCCCCCGUCAUAAAAUGAAUUCUGAUUCCAGCUCUGUCUCCAGCAGAGCUUCCUCUCCGGACAUGGAUGAGGUGUACCUGAGGGACCACCACCACCGCCACCACCACCACCAGGAGAGCCGCCUCAACUCGGUGUCGUCCACGCAGGGCGACGUGGUGCAGAAGGUGCCCGGGGAAAGCCUGUCCCGGGCCGGCGCCAAGGUCGCGGGCGAGAGCAGCAAGUACAAAAUCAAGAAGCAGCUAUCGGAGCAGGACCUGCAGCAGCUGCGGCUGAAGAUCAACGGACGCGAGCGCAAGCGCAUGCACGACCUGAACCUCGCCAUGGACGGGCUGCGCGAGGUCAUGCCCUACGCGCACGGGCCCUCGGUGCGCAAGCUCUCCAAGAUCGCCACUCUCCUGCUGGCCAGAAACUACAUCCUCAUGCUCACCAGCUCGCUGGAGGAGAUGAAGAGGUUGGUUGGCGAGAUCUACGGGGGCCACCACUCGGCCUUCCACUGCGGGACCGUGGGCCACUCGGCCGGCCACCCGGCGCACGCCGCCAACGCCGUGCACCCGGUGCACCCCAUCCUGGGCGGCGCUCUCUCGUCCGGCAACGCCUCGUCACCGCUGUCCGCCGCCUCGCUGCCGGCCAUCGGCACCAUCCGGCCGCCCCACUCGCUGCUCAAGGCGCCCCCCACGCCGCCCGCGCUGCAGCUGGGCAGCGGCUUCCAGCACUGGGCCGGGCUGCCGUGCCCCUGCACCAUCUGCCAGAUGCCGACGCCGCCACACCUGUCGGCUCUCUCCACCACCAACAUGGCCCGGCUGUCGGCCGAGGCCAAGGACCUGCUCAAGUGAGCGGCGGGCCGGCCGGCUGCCGAGAAUGCGGGGACAGCGG